AUGCGAGUUGCCGAGGAUGUCAAAGGCCAUGAUCUGCGGCAUCCUCUUCGUGAAUUUCAUCUCCUGACCACGCCACACCGCCAUGACCGUGUUCACAGACACGCCGACGGGCGACGAAAGCUUCAGCUAUUUCAAGAAAGUGCUCGACAUCCGUCGCAUCUAGUCGACCGCGCGGAGUCGCUCUUCACCUUCCUCUACGUGGACAUCCUCGACACCACGGGCACACUCGACUCCAUGGCGCGGUUCGCCGGGCUCAUGGGCGACGACGCCACGGGGGAGUUCGAGGGGCAGUACUUCGCUUUCACGUCCGACGCGGCGGCCAUUGUGUUCGGGUCUUUGCUGGGCACGUCCCCCGUCACGGUCUUCAUCGAGUCGUCGACGGGGAUCCGAGAGGGCGGCCGAACGGGGCUGACGGCGCUGACGGCCGCGGCAUACUUCACGGUCGCGAUGUUCGUGACGCCGCUGCUGGCGUCGAUCCCGUCCUGGGCGGUCGGCCCGCCGCUCGUGCUGGUGGGCGUCAUGAUGAUGCGGGCGGUGGCGGAGGUGGACUGGCUCGACAUGCGCCACGCCGUGCCGGCGUUCAUCACGCUCGCGCUCAUGCCGCUCACCUACUCCAUCGCCUACGGCCUCAUCGGCGGCAUUGGCACCUACAUGCUACUGCACUCAUGGGACUGGGCAUGUCAUGCCGCAACAAAAAUUCGCUACCGCCGGAAGGUGGCGCAGAGGAAGUGCGCGCUGUGUCCGAGAUGA
Molecule: messenger RNA, 750 nt
Organism: Lolium rigidum
Lineage: Eukaryota; Viridiplantae; Streptophyta; Magnoliopsida; Poales; Poaceae
Product: adenine/guanine permease AZG1-like
Exons: 2
Coding region: 1-750 (249 amino acids)
Biological process (GO): transmembrane transport
Cellular component (GO): plasma membrane
Molecular function (GO): purine nucleobase transmembrane transporter activity
Source: RefSeq, a predicted model, not a curated record